CGUCGAGGUGGCGAUGGGGACGGGGCGACGUCGAGGUCCGGGCAAGCUCGGGACGGGGCCGGCGACGGGGACAGGGCGGCGUCGACGUGGCGUCGGGGACGGGCGUCGGGGACGGGCGGCGUCGUCGUGGCCCGAGCUCGGCGACGAGGAGGAUGCCGAGGAGCGUGGCGAGGUCGUGCUGCAGCUCCCGCACCCGGGCCACGACCUCGUCGGAACUGCAGCAGCAGCCCAGGUCCCAGGCGGCGGCGCGGUACCUGCAGCAGCCCAAGACGAGGGCGUGCUGGUGCUUGAGUUCGCGGCGAACGGGAACCUGCACGAGAAGCUGCACGGCGGGGCAAGUCCAGGACGCAGGCGCUGGAGAGGAUGCGAUGGAGAGAUGGGGGAGGACCACACAUGUAUUUUACUGUGGCAUAUGUACAGCACACUGCAGCAGUGGACCCCAACAUACAUUUUCUGGACCAAUGAGAUGCUGACUUAAGCCAGGUUCACA
Messenger RNA from Lolium perenne, 490 nucleotides. RefSeq lists its product as uncharacterized. The record is from RefSeq and is a predicted model, not a curated record. Lineage: Eukaryota; Viridiplantae; Streptophyta; Magnoliopsida; Poales; Poaceae.